Messenger RNA from Dromaius novaehollandiae (emu), 2997 nucleotides. RefSeq names its product coiled-coil domain containing 146 (gene CCDC146). The coding region runs from base 133 to 2997 and encodes 954 amino acids. NCBI's taxonomy places the organism in Eukaryota, Metazoa, Chordata, Aves, Casuariiformes, Dromaiidae. The transcript is spliced from 19 exons. The record is from RefSeq and is a predicted model, not a curated record. Gene Ontology annotation, cellular component: cytoskeleton.
AAUCGGAAGCGAGCGCGAGAGGCGAGGGCGGUUGAAGCAGGACAGAAGAAGUGGAGCCGGCGUUGCUAUAGGAACGCGGGACGCCGCUCCGCGCAGGCAGGACGGGGCCGCGGCCGCGCAGAAUUUCAAAAAAUGAGUCAAGCUGGUGAAGAAAGUUCUUCCAGUGACACAGAAUUGGAAGUCGAAAAGGAGGAACCUCUCUCUGCUCUAACUCCAACAGUUUAUACUCGAGAUGAAGGAUUCAUUGAUAUAACAGCAAGUCCUGCAUUUCAGUGUUUAGACGAGCUAUUUUCUUCUGGAAAGCUUCCAGGCAGCAGAGUAGCUGAGCUGAAGGCAAAGUACGCCCUGCUGCAUAAGACUGUGAUAAGUUUACAGGAAUCUGAGAUCCAGCUGUUGCAGGAAGCCAAACAUCUUAGUGUUGAACUGGAACAGCAGCAACGUGAACUGGAAAAAGCAGAACAGUUCCCUGAAGAGUCUGCCAGUGAAGCUUCCCGAAUGAGGCAACAACUUCUUAAAUACCAAAACGAGUGCAAUGCUAUUAAAGAAAGAGAAUAUGUAAUUCAGUCCAAGGUGGAAUGUUUGCAAGAAGAGAAAAGAUUGCUGGAAUGUGAAUAUGAAAGAAUUCCAAAGCAGAGUGAAGCAGAUAAGAAAAUUAAACAAUUGAAAGAAAAUUGUGAUGAGCUCCGCAAAGAAGCAAUCCACAGGAAAGCAGAAAUUCAUGCAAUGAAGGAAGACAUUUUAUCCAAGGAAAAGCUGAUUUCAAAAACCAAGAAAGCAGUGGGGAAGCUCCUAGAAAAGCAGUCCAAUUUAAAAGAUGAGUUAGUUCAGAUCAUUGCUGUUCCUGUGCAACUUGGAAAAGAAACUGAGAAGAUGAAUCGCAAAAAAGUAGAUGCAGAGAAGAAGAAAGAAGCCCUUAAAGAGCAAAUACAAGAGUUAAAUAUUGCCCUUAAAACUAUUGAAAAAAGGAUUGAAGCAGUUUUGCAAGAAAAAGAUGAUGUAAUGAAGGAAUUGGAUGGAAGACGAGCUUUGCUGGAAAGCAAAGAGCGAGAAUUCCUAACUUUGACAAAGUUACUAGAAAUCAGCAGAGAAAAUGAAUCAGCAGUCCUAUCAGACAGAGAAGUUCUGGAAGACUAUUUAAAUAAACGUGCCUUGGAGAAGGAAAAACAGCAUGAUAUUCUCAUUCACAAGCAAAAACAGAAAGAUAGAGAAAUGAGAUAUUUAAAAAAGAUGGAGUUACAACUGAAAAUGGCUUACGAUUCAUUGCAUCAAAUUAAGUCACAGCAUAAAAGACUCAAAUUAGAGGCAGAAACUAUCCCUAAAAAAAACGUACCAUUAUUAGAGAGGAGACGAGAACUACAGAAGGAAAUUGAAAUGAAGAAGAGAAGUUUAGCUGACCAGAAAAUGAUAUCCAAUAUGGAUGCCCACAUGUUAGAAGAAUGUAUUGCUGAAGAAGGCCGGCUUUUCCAAGAGCAGGAACAAUGCAGAGAUGAGUUAUCCAGACUUGCACGUCUGACUUGGCUCAAACUUGAAGAGAAGGGACAGAAAUUUAAGGAUGUUCGGAAAGCCCAGAUAAGACUCCAAAAUAUUAUUGCAGAAAUAAAAAGAAAGGAUCUUGAAAUAAGAGAGCAUAAAAAGAGGAAAAGAGAAGUUCAAAAACAACUCCAAGGAUUUGCUAAAAUGUAUGAUGUUAUCCGAAAUGAAAGGAAUAAAUGUGUAAAUUUGGUACAUGCUGCUCAGCAGAAAACAACUGAGAUUAAAGACAGGGUAAAAUUGCUAGCAAAUGAGAUAGAAAAUUUAAGGAACACUGCUAUAAUCAGGGAAAGAAAACUGCAGAGACGCCGCCUGAAGAAUGCAAAUAAUGUAGCAAUUAAAGACAGUCUCAGAAAUGAUUAUUGCAAAAUUGUACAAGUUGUGCAUGAGAUGAAAGAAAAGAAAGAGCAACAGUUGCUGGAUCUUGACAGACUUACAAAUAUGAUCACCAGUAUUGAAGAAGAAAUUGUACAGCUACGCAAAAAAUAUGAAAGGGCUAUUCGACAACAAAACGAGAGUGGUGUUUUGCUCAGAACUAGAGAAGAAGAAGUAUGCAUUUUGUAUGAGAAAAUAAAUUUGCAAGAGAUGAUGUGUAGAAAUGGAGAAAUUGAGAUGCAAGCCAUGGAUGAAAAAAUCAGAUUUCUGAAGAUGAAAGUAGCUGAGAAAAAGAGACAAAUUGAACUGUGUUUCCAAAUGCUACCAAUGAAGAGUGCCCUCGAUGGAGAUUUGGCGGUACUUCAGAUACAGUAUUCGCAGUGCAAGGACCGGAUUAAACAUCUCGAGGAAAUCUUUGCUGACCCUGAGAAUAAGACUAGAAAGCGAGUCUUGGGAGGAGAGGACCCAUCUCCACCUGAACUGCUAGAAAAGAUUGAACAGCUAGAGGUGGAGCUGCUACAGAAGGAGGAGAGACUGCUGGAGAUGGAUUUUAUCUAUGAACAAGUUUCCCGGCUAACAGACCGAAUCCAAACCACAGCAGAAGAUGGGAAGCAGGACACACUGCUAUUAGCUAAAAGGACAAAUGAACUGCAGAAGAAGAUAAAGGAUAAAACCCAAAAGAUGAUGGCUCUUGUUGCAGAGUUGUCCAUGAAGCAAGCACUUGCCAUUAAACUCCAGCAGGAAGUGAGAGACAGAGAACACUUUUUGAUGACUGUUUCAUCAAGGAUAGAUCAAGGCCUUCCCCUUCCUCAAGAAACCGAAAGGGAAUGGCUGAAGGUACUGCGCAAUGAGAAGAUGCAGAAAGAAGCAGCUGAAGCUAGAGCUAAACGUGCUGCAGAAGAGGAACAAGCUGCAUUGCCUGGUUCUGUCCACACAACAGCUGAACAACGCCCAACUGCUUAUAUCCCAAAUGAUGAAAGCAGUCUCCCGCUGCCACGGCCCUAUGGUGCUUUGGCUCCUUUCAAACCCAGUGAACCUGGUUCAAACAUGAGACAUAUCAGAAAACCAAUUGUAAAGCCAAUUGAAAUCUGA